CCGGGCUCCGGGGCUGUCAGCCACCAGGCGCGCGAGCCGGACGGAGCCGCGGGCCGGGGCCGCCGGCCCAUCGCCCCUGCCAUCCCCCGGGCGGCCUCGGCCGAGACGCGCUGCCCCGCGCCUGCCAGCGGCGCUCCGGGCCAGGUGAUCGGGGAGGGCGAGCGGCGCCGGGGACCCGCGGCGCCCCCCAGGUACCGGGGCGGGGCCCAGCCGGGCGGUCCGGGCCGCUCAGGAACCCCGCGGGCAGCGCCCGAGCCCGGCCCCACCUCGGGCCAGGCUGCCGGUGGGUGUGAGCGUCGGCGCCCGCGUCCCGGGGGCCGGGGGUGGUCCCUGGACCAGCGCCCCGACGCGCACGGGCCAGACAUAAUUCCUUGGUGGACCCUCUAAACAUCUUUUAUUUGUGGAAGCAUUUCCUAUAAAAUGAAGUCAGCAUCUUAACACAACCCCAUGUCGGUGUGGCUCCAGUCCCUCUGCUCUGUUGCUUGAAGCUUGAGAUCUAAGCAGCCCCGGGUCUUUUGCGAUGACAAUAUGACUAAUAGUAAAGGAAGAUCUAUUACUAAUCAAACAAGUGGUGGUUCAAGUAGUGGCGGCGGUUUUGUGGACUGGACUUUAAGUUUAAAUACCAUUCAGUCUGAUAAGUUUUUAAACUUACUGUUGAGCAUGGUACCGGUAAUUUACCAGAAAAACCAGGAAGAGAGGCACAAAAAGGCAAACGGCGUUUGGCAGGAUGGACUGUCCACGGCAGCACAGACGUUCACUAACAGGUCCGAGCAGCACGUGGACUACCACGGCUUCUCCGAGCAGGCCUUCCACGGCAAUCCUGGGCACCCGCCCACCAGCUGCAGCCCCAAGUACGAUGACUAUGCCAACUACAAUUACUGCGACGACAGGGAGACCUCGGAAACCACCGCCAUGCUGCAGGACAAUGACCUCUCCAGCGACGGUGACGAUGAUGUCAUCGUGGAGACCAAUCAAAAGUUACCCAAGGAAUCCAGUGGUGUCAUGGCCUUGCAGAUCCUUGUGCCCUUUCUGCUCGCUGGCUUUGGGACCGUUUCUGCUGGCAUGGUUUUGGACAUUGUGCAGCACUGGGAGGUGUUCAAAAAAGUUACUGAAGUUUUCAUUUUAGUUCCUGCUCUUCUUGGUCUCAAAGGAAACUUGGAAAUGACGUUGGCGUCCAGAUUGUCCACUGCAGUAAACAUUGGGAAGAUGGAUUCACCUAUUGAAAAGUGGAACCUUAUCAUCGGCAAUUUGGCUUUGAAACAGGUUCAAGCCACAGUCGUCGGUUUCCUGGCAGCCGUGGCAGCGAUUAUCUUGGGCUGGAUUCCCGAGGGAAAAUACUACCUUGAUCACUCAGUGCUUUUGUGCUCGAGCAGCGUGGCCACGGCCUUCAUCGCCUCCCUUCUGCAGGGAAUCAUAAUGGUUGGGGUUAUCGUCGGCUCGAAGAAGACUGGCAUAAAUCCUGACAAUGUGGCUACACCCAUUGCUGCCAGCUUUGGCGACCUGAUAACUCUUGCUAUAUUGGCCUGGAUCAGUCAGGGCUUGUACUCCUGCCUUGAGACCUAUUACUACAUUUCUCCAUUAGUGGGUGUCUUCUUCUUGGCUCUGACUCCCAUCUGGAUUAUCGUGGCUGCCAAGCACCCUGCCACAAGAACAGUGCUUCACUCGGGCUGGGAGCCCGUCAUCACAGCGAUGGUCAUAAGCAGCAUUGGGGGCCUUAUUCUGGACACAACUGUCUCCGAUCCAAACUUGGUUGGGAUUGUCGUUUACACGCCAGUGAUUAAUGGUAUCGGUGGUAACUUGGUGGCCAUUCAAGCGAGCAGGAUUUCUACCUACCUCCAUUUGCACAGCAUCCCGGGAGAGCUGCCUGACGAGCCCAAAGGUUGUUCCUACCCAUGUAGAACAUUUUUCGGCCCAGGAGUAAAUAAUAAGUCUGCUCAAGUUCUGCUGCUUUUAGUAAUUCCUGGACAUUUAAUUUUCCUCUACACUAUUCACUUGAUGAAAAGUGGUCACACGUCUUUAACUGUAAUCUUCAUAGUGGUAUACUUAUUUGCCGCUGUAUUACAGGUGUUCACCUUGCUGUGGAUCGCCGACUGGAUGGUGCACCACUUCUGGAGGAAAGGCAAGGACCCGGACAGCUUCUCCAUCCCCUAUCUCACGGCCCUGGGCGACCUGCUGGGGACAGCUCUGCUAGCCUUGAGUUUCCAUUUCCUUUGGCUGAUUGGCGACCGAGAUGGAGAUGUAGGAGACUAAGUCCCUCCCACCCGCUGCUCUCAAGAGACCAAGGAGGAAAACACAAGACAGACUCUUCCAGCGUCGUGUCCCAGCAAAUCUCAGAACAGUAGUUUGAACUUGUGCCCAGGGUCCUCUUCAGUUGGCUCUGAUUCAAUUAAAUGGCCUUAAUGUUGUUUUUUUUUUUUAAAAAAAAAAUGGAAAUAGAAUGAACAAUAUUUGUGCUACUUUUCUUAGACUAAAUGGUCCUUUGACAGGGACCUAGAUAGCUCAAACUCUGAAAUCCUUCAACGAAGUAAAGCCUAUAGGAUGUUUACAGUGAACAGUUUUUAAGCCAGACAAGUCAGAAAUGUGCUUUCUUAUUGUGUCACUCAAAAUGCGAGGCUGGAGGGAGAGUUCCAGUUGAGUAUUUCUUGUCUCAUAGAUGUGUCCUCCCUGCAAAGUGUACCAUGGAGAGGAAAGGGCCUGCCAACCUUCUCAUGGUUUCAGUUCAGCCCACCUCUCUGCCAUCUGAGAUAAAGUUACCAGCUACUCAUUCCUAAUGAACUGUGUUCUGCUGGGCAUAUGAUAAACCUCCCUUUUAUGUGUGCCUGUGAUUUUCCCUGUGCCAAUGCUAAUUUAACUUCAAUUCUUACAGUUGGUGGCAGGCUACCAUUUUUAAAACAUGGGAUGACCCUAAAAGAUCUGUAGUAAGAGGAAUGGGUUGUAUUUUUACCACUGAUGUGUUGAAAGGAUCGUUGGCAUUUUUUUCUCAAAGACUUGAUCGUCCAAAUCAAAAGCUAGCCUGAACUGCAUUGAUAGAGAGAGGGUGAUGCAAGAAACAAUGCAUGUACUUGUGUGCGAGGGAGAGACAGCCACACACAGAGGGGACCCUUCGAUAGAGAACCGCAUGGUGGAUUUUUGGUAGCAAAGUUCGUGUUACCAGAAUACCAGCAUUAUACUGGCAUUCUUAAACACAUUGCAUUGAAAUGCAUCUGUCGUUCAGUCCAGAAGUGUUGCCUUCCCUGAAUUUAGUAUUUAUUACCUGUAUUAUAAUUGUUUUCUCCUUAUUUAAAAAAAAAGUGCCAUUGAAUAUAGCGAAGGUGAUAAGAUUGCUCAUUUUAAGACUUAGAAUGAGCCAAAUGAUAGAUUUGCCCUAUUGAAAGCAUCAGGCCCACUAUUUUAAAAGAGAGGUUCCUUCAGUCACUGUUCAGACCUGGACAGAAACACAUGUCUUCUGAAAUGUCUUUUGUGUUUCUCAGAUAUUUUUCUAAAGCUAGGAUCUGUAUUCUGAGCAUUUUCAAAAACCUUGGUUAUCCCAUAGGCAAGCAUUUUGAUGCCAUAUAAGUAUAUUUAGGAAUCCAGUUCAUCUCCCGAGACCAUCAGACACUAAUUGCACUAAUAAGGGAAGAGAAGGCACGUUACCUCCGCUCUUCAUGGUUUAAGUUGUGAGCUAGUGUAAACGUUACGUCAACAGUAGGUUGUUUAUGCAUUUAUUGGGUAAGUGUUCCUCCUAUUCAGCUCUUUCAAAUCAAGGGACUGUGGGUUAGAGUUAUAUAUUUUUGCUUAUUUUAAACCUUAAUUAUUCCAUUCUUCUGCUUUAUAAAGAAGUUUGUGAAGCAGAGAGCUGAGCUAAUUAUAGAAUUUCUCCUUUGGAGAGUUAUAAUGUCACAUAGUGAACAUUCUUAUAAAAGAAAGAAUGAUUAAGUUAAGUUGAUGGCUAUUUAGUUGCAAAGAUUUUUUUUAUUUAAGAAAAAUCCAGAAAUCAUUACUUUGAAUUUUUUUUAUUGUAAAGAAUUUAUAAAUUACUUAUUUUCUUUGGGGCUCUUAAUUACUUAUUUUCUUUUGUGAUUCAGAAGCAUUUAUACUUCUCAAUGAUUUCUAUUUUCAUUUUUUUACAUAAAAAUGCAUGGCCAACCACAUUGUUAUCGCUAUUUAUGAACAACCCGAGUGCAUUACGAAUUCCAGACACAUUCAGAUACGCACUCUGAGGGGAAGACUCCCAGUUGCACCUGUGAAACCUGCCGGGUGGAGAUUCUGCUCCGUGUUGUAUGGGGCUGAGGGGACAGAAGCUCAGAGAGGUUCCACUUCUGCCUCUAUGCCCUAAGCUAUGACUGAAGGCAACUCUUGGUGCUGAUAGGCCAGUGCUCACAUCAUGAGCUUAUAGAGGUACCAGGAGUGCCAAAUGAUGGAUGGAGAGGUGCUCUGUCUUUCAGAUGUCAGACAGGGAAGCCGCCACUUAAGAAAGAUCAAUGGUGAGUCUGUCCGACUCUAAGUGAUUGUCAUUUCUAAAGACCAAGGGAAAUCGACGGGAAAACUGUAGCCUAAAGAUGAAGACUUAUGUCUUAGACCAUUUCAUUGCUUCUUUCUUCCCAACAUAGUUCUUUUCUGUAGAGGUUGAUUGAGAAAGAGGAUGGCCAAUUGGAGUUCUGUCUCAUUUCUCCUUUGCUGUCCAAUCUUGUUAAAAGCACCAAAAUGUCUAAAAGGCAUGUAAUGGGGGGAGUGGGGGGAAUAUCAGUUACUGAUGAAUUAAAUUUUAUAAAAAGACUAGAUUCCUUUAAAAUAAUUUAAUGCUUUUUAAAGCUCUUUUGCAGUUUCCAGUCAGUAAAGUAAACUCCGUUUACCCAGAAAAGUCAUUUAUGAGUCUCAUAAAGUGGCAGUAUUUAGUAUAAAAAUUCCAUUCUCUAAUUUAUCACUUUAUAUACAAAUUUUUUUUAAAAAGAAACACACAUUUCUUAAUUUUGCCCACCAAUCACUUUCUUUUCAAAAUUAAACUUCCUUUGUAAUUUAUAAAUUAUAACUUCCGGUAACAUAUCAGGGAAGACAUCGGAAAUUUCACAUCGUAGAUGAUCAAUGAUGUAGGCACAUGAAGUACAUUUUGAAAAGUCUUUAGUAAUUGGGCUUCUUUACCUUAUAUGAAUGAUUUAAUAUACCCAUUCAUAACAGGUGUCUGUCAUCUUUGAAUUGUUGACAACUAGGAAUAAAAUUUAAGAAAUAUUUAUCCAGCGUUGUGGUACUGUCUUUUUGAUAAAUUAGACAAAUAUGGACCCUGUAUGGAAUUCACCCCGGGAUAGUCUGGGAUGACCAAUGUACAUGUGAUGCAUUUAUGAGUACACUAUAUUGGGUUUUGAUCAUACCUGGACCGCCAGCCCACUGCAUUGCUACAUUUUCUCUAGCAAGGAGCUGGAGAGAGAGAGAGUAUAGUGGGUCAGGCAUUCACCCAAGCUCGAGUGCCUGGCACCACUUAUGGACCUCUGAGCCCCGCCAGGAGUGAGCCCUGACCACAGAGUCAGGAGUAAGCCCUGAGUGCAGUCAGGUGUGGCCCCCCAAAAACAACUUGAAAAAGUUAAGCACCCCUGACUAUUAAAGCUUAGAACUCUUUGGCUCAGUCUUAGGAUUCUUUUUUUUGUUUUUGUUUUUUUGCUUUUUGGAUCACACCCGGUGAUGCACAGGGGUUACUCCUGGCUCUGCACUCAGGAAUUACCCCUGGCCGUGCUCAGGGGACCAUAUGGGAUGCUGGGAAUCGAACCCAGGUUGGCCGAGUGCAAGGCAAACGCCCUACCCGCUGUGCUAAUGCUCCAGCCCCAGUCUUAGGAUUCUUAAGAUCAGUCUAUAAAUCCUAAAUACUUCCUGGACAGCUCUGGUCAAUUCCGGCCUGUGCUUGCCUCCACUUGAGUAGCAAAGCGAGUCUCACGAAGAACAAGAUUGCUUCCACAGAUCUUUAGAUGGAUUAGCUCUAGCCGUAUUUGACCGAGGGUCCUUCGUCCUUUAAAUACUCUCAUCAUUUGCCUUUCCCCAAAGGCUGCCUACUGCUUGCUUUUCUACACCCUUAGCAGCCUGUUCUCAUCUUCCUAACCAUUCUCCUCAGUCUUCAGCUGUUGACACGCCUCCACCUCAGUUUCUAGUCCCUCUUCUCUGCUUGUUCUCUCAGUUCGCCAAUUAUUUCCUUGUUUGGUAUGCCUUCUCUCCUGAUCAUUUCUCAUUCUCCAGUCCAACCCAACUACAAAACUUUUAUUUCCAAUACCCAAGGGGAAGAUCCACUUAAAAAUCACUUCUCCAACAUUGACCACUCCCAGCUGCCUUGGGGGAGAUGGGAGGGAUCCUGGGAUCAUUGGUGGAGGAGAAUGGGCACUGGUGGAGGGAUGGGUAAACGAUCACUGUAUGAGUGAAAUGCAAACACAAAAGUUCAUAAGUUUGUAACAACAUCACAGUGAUUCUCUAAUAAAAAAUUUAAAUGAAUGAAUGAAUAAAUAAAUAAAUAAAUAAAUAAAUAAAUAAAUAAAUAAAUAAAUAAAUAAAAGAAACUCACACCACUUGGGGGGGUGUCCCAGGACUCAGACCGUCCCAAUUCCAGUGCUCAUGGGCCAAAAGGACUGACAGGUUGAUUUGGAGCAACUCUGAUGUUAGAAGUGGGACGCGUCCAGCGCACUAAGGCCCCGACAGUGCACUGCUCACCCUGGGAUCUGAACCUCAGCUCUCUGGGGAUGUCGUUUAGCAGAGAAAUUCUUGCCUUGCAUAUGCGAGGACCUGGGCCUGAACCCCAGCACCACACACAUUGAAAUAUUUUACCUGAAAAAAAAUAAGACUCUUUGACCUACUGACCCACUCCACUUUUCAGAAAUCUGUUCGGAGAUAAUAGACCAGACAAUGCAGCAACUUCAAGCUUGACAUUUUUCACUUGGAAAAAAAGGCUGAUAGGACAGGGGUGAAGGCGUUUUCCUUGUAUGCAGUGGAUCUCAGUUCCAUCCCCGGCACCCGCUCUGGUCCCCUGAACGCCACCAGGAAUGAUCUCUGAGUGCGGAGCCAAGGGUAUCCCUUGAGCACCACAGAUGUGGUCCCCAAUUUCCUCCCCAAAAGAGGUUGAACAUUCAAGCCAUGACUCAAUCAAGUAUAUGUGUGACAUUAUGUUAUGCUGUCGGUGAAUUCACUCUAGACAUCCUUUGAUGAGUCAGAACCGCUUCCAUGACAAGACUGGGAAUCUCUGGGUCCAGAACGUUAGUGGCCUGAGGCCAACCCCCAAAUCACCCUGACAUCACCCCUUUCCACUGGAUGAUGUGGCUCUAGAGAUUUUUGUCCCCUUUCAUAACUCUCCUGCGUUUUCUAAAUUUUCCAUGUAAAAAAGGUCCCUUUUAUAUUUAUUUUUUAAGUGCUUUUAUGACUCCUGCUUUCCCAGACAAUGGGUCCCCGGCUCUAAUUAGCAUCUAACCAUUGUUUGGGCUCCAAAAAAAUUAGGUUGCAUUCUGUUUCAUAAUGAGCAUCAUGAUGGUGUUUUGAAAAAGGAUCUUCCUUUUUAUCCUUGCCAGUGAAGGAGGAUAGUCUACGAAAAUGGAAUCUUCGAGUACUUAAUGGCACCGGGGCAUUAGGAAGAAGAAAUCAUGAAUAAAUGUGGGCUCUAAGAGCGUAUGUUCUGCCCCCGUCAGCCCUCCUGGCAGGGAGGAGGAUGCUGCCGGCCCUCCCAGCAGGGCUGAUUCCCAGACUCUGCUCUUUCUCCAGGCUACACUUGACCCCAGCGCUGGCUCGGAGCCCUGCUUUAGCCUAUUACAGACUGGACUGGGUUUGUUACAAAUCUGCCCUGUCCUCCCUCUCCCUGCCCCGUCUCUGCCCCCUAACUUGUGGUUCUGACUCUCCAGUAAAUGGUGGAGGCCACUGACACAGCUUCUCUCUCUCUCUCUCUUCUCUCUCUCCUCUCUUUGCUCUCUCCCCCUCUCCCUCCUCUUUUUCUUUCUCUCUCUCCUCCCCCUCUCUCCCCUCCUCUCUCUCCUCUCUUUCUCUCUCCCUUCCCCUCCCCCUGUCUCCUCCCGUCUCUC
Messenger RNA from Sorex araneus (European shrew), 8015 nucleotides. RefSeq names its product solute carrier family 41 member 2 (gene SLC41A2). Lineage: Eukaryota; Metazoa; Chordata; Mammalia; Eulipotyphla; Soricidae. Gene Ontology annotation, biological process: monoatomic cation transport. Gene Ontology annotation, cellular component: plasma membrane. The record is from RefSeq and is a predicted model, not a curated record. Gene Ontology annotation, molecular function: monoatomic cation transmembrane transporter activity. The transcript is spliced from 11 exons. The coding region runs from base 529 to 2250 and encodes 573 amino acids.